Messenger RNA from Miscanthus lutarioriparius, 1221 nucleotides. The record is from the annotation of a GenBank genome assembly. Lineage: Eukaryota; Viridiplantae; Streptophyta; Magnoliopsida; Poales; Poaceae.
AUGGCGUGGCCCGAUCCCAAGCAGUUCGCGGAGGAGGCCAAGGGGGUCGGGAAGCUGCGCCACUGCCGCCUGGCCAACCUGAUCGGCUACUGCUGCGACGGGGACGAGCGGCUGCUCGUCGCCGAGUUCAUGCCCAACGACACGCUCGCCAAGCACCUCUUCCACUGGGAAAACCAGACAAUUGAAUGGGCUAUGCGCCUGAGAGUUGCAUACUACAUCGCUGAAGCACUGGAGUAUUGUAGCACUGAGGGAAGGCCUUUGUAUCAUGACCUCAAUGCUUAUAGGGUCCUCUUUGAUGAGAAUGGUGAUCCUCGUCUUUCAUGCUUUGGCCUGAUGAAAAACAGCAGGGACGGGAAAAGUUAUAGCACAAAUCUUGCAUAUACACCUCCGGAAUAUUUGAGAAAUGGAAGGGUAACAUCAGAAAGUGUCAUAUUCAGUUUUGGCACUAUACUGCUGGACCUCCUAAGUGGAAAGCGUAUACCUCCUUCCCGUGCUCUUGAUAUGAUAAAAGGCAACAAUAUCCAAGUACUGAUGGAUUCACAUUUGGAGGGAAACUACUCAACAGAUGAGGCAACCACAUUGGUUGACCUUGCCUCUCAGUGCUUACAGUAUGAACCUAGGGAUCGGUCCAACACUAAAAAGCUGGUUUCCGUACUUGAGCCCUUGCAAAUAAAAUCAGAGGUACCAUCCUAUGAGAUGCUUGGCAUUCCAAAGUAUGAAGAAGAAGCACCUCCCCCUCCACAACCACAACACCCUCUUUCUCCCAUGGGUGAAGCCUGUUCUAGGAUGGAUUUGACAGCUAUCCAUCAGAUUCUAGUGAAUACACAUUACAGGGAUGAUGAAGGGAGUAAUGAGCUAUCGUUCCAGGAAUGGACACAGCAGAUGAGGGACAUGUUGGAAGCUAGGAAACGUGGAGACUUUGCUUUUCGUGAUAAAGAUUUCAAGGCAGCCAUAGAUUGCUACACACAGUUUGUUGAUGUGGGGACGAUGGUAUCACCAACAGUGUACGCAAGGCGGAGUUUGUGCCACCUCAUGUGCGACCAACCUGAUGCUGCCCUCCGCGACGCAAUGCAAGCACAAUGCGUGUACCCAGAUUGGCCAACUGCGUUCUACAUGCAAGCUGUUGCGCUCUCAAAGCUGAAUAUGCAGAGUGAUGCUACGGACAUGUUGAACGAGGCGUCGCAGCUCGAAGAGAAGCGGCAGAAGAACACAAAACCUUGA